AUGGCGCACCCUGCAAAACGGUCAAGGUAUGAUGUUCUUGCCGCAGCUACCGCUCAGUUCUACAACACUACAGGGACAGUACCGGGAAGCCUUCACCUGGCAACUGAUAUCUCCUACCUAGUUACUAAUCAACCGAGUUGCACUAUUGUCGUUGCAGACAUCCCGGAAGGUUGUACAGAAAGGGAUUUGAUUGGUCUUUUCAGCAGAUACGGGCAGAUUAAAAAUGCCAAGCUGGUAUGCAGUGGUCGAGCUGCUCUUGUUGAGUUUUGUGAAAUUUCUCCUCCCACUAGACUUGUCCACAUGGCGAAAAUCAACCCUUUUUGUGUCGGUCCUAAUCGCGUUAGGCUGGAAUUUUCUUCCGAAACAAUUACUCCUGUAAUUGACCGCAAACACCAAUCACAGUCUUCAGCCUUGGACAACAAUGCCCCUACACGCAUUCUUCAUUUAGAUAUUUCAAAUGCUGAAUACCCAAUAACUGUCGAUGUAAUAAAGGCAAUCUGUUCUCCUCAUGGGAACAUCCUGAGAACAUUUAUUGGGAAAAAGAAUGUUGACCGUUCACUAGAAGCUCUUGUUGAAUUUGAAAAUGUUGAAGAGGCUAGAGCAGCCAAAGAGCAGCUUGAUGGUGCUGACAUAUAUUCCGGUUGUUGUAAUCUUACGGUUGCAUAUUCCCGUCUUCAACGUGUUCAUGUGACUCAGAACGAUAGUGAGUCCUGGGAUUUCACUGGUCCAAGUGGCAAUUUAGAAGGACCCCUGAACAAUUCUUCCACUCAGCGUACGCUACUUGGCUCAGUAGCUCCGCCUCCCAAUUCAGCCGUAGCUCCUGCAAUCUUACCACCUCCUGCAGCCACCCCAUUCCCACAAGUGUCUCCGAUGUAUGGCGCACAACCCUACGCUCCCUCCCAAGCACCGAUGGGUUACUAUGGAGUGGGUCCACUUAUUCCUCCGGCGUGCGCUGUCCCUGCCGUGACACCGUUUGCCUCUCCAUAUCCAGGUUACUGGCAACCUAACAUGAUCCCGGCUGCUGGUAUCCAGUCACUCAGGCCACAAGCUUCGACUGGUUUCACACCACCGUCACAAAUCAUAAUACUUCCAACCCCUCCUUCAGUUCAUCAAGUAAAUGCUAGCGGAAUUGGGAUUGGUCAUUCAACAUCAAACCUAUCUGUAUCAACUCCGGCUGCUCGUCAAUCGGACUUGUCAGUUUUUGAAGCUAUUGAAGGUGUAGUUUUAAUGGCCAGCAAUAUACCACAGCGCAUGAAUUGUGAUCAUCUGUUCAAUUUAAUUUGUCUGUAUGGUAAUGUUGCACGAAUUAAGUUCCUGAAGACACGCCCUGGCUAUGCAAUGGUUCAAGUCGGAAACCAGAAACAGUUUCAUCACAGCAAGGUGACGGAGCUUAAGGAACAUGAAAAUCUGGGGACAUUGGCUGAUGGGUCACCAGUUAUGAAAAACUACAUGACGGACCCCAACAACCGCUUCCGAAACUCAAUGGUGGCUGCCAAAAGUAGAAUUCUUGAACCUUCUCGCACACUCCAUUUCUUCAAUGCCCCCCUUAAUUUUAGUCCAGAUGACAUUUGCCGAGUGUUCUCAGAUUGUGGUGCCAUACCUCCACCCCGUGUUGUAAUAUUCACUUCUAAAGCAGGUCAAAAAACUUCUCUUGGAUUGGUAGAAUGGGAUACGUUGACUGAGGCUCUUGAGGCCCUCAUUUUGGCAAAUCAUCGGCCAGUUCACUUAUCUGGAUACGCUCAUCCUUUUCAUCUAAAAAUUGCCUUUAGUCCGAAACCUAUAUCAGAUGACAGAGCUGGCAUUUCUCUGAUACGUUAUCCUGCACCUCCUUUGAUGCCCGGACACCAUGGAUCGUUGGCGAUAAAUGGUCAGCGAAAUGACAAGGCUCCUGGUGGCGGUUCUAAUGGGGAACAAGAGGAUGAAUUAGAUAUUCUGUCGAAAAUGGAGAAAGCCGAAGGUUGUGCAAAGCCUGAAUCAAAGGGUGACUCAGCGGAUGCUAAAUCUGAUUCAACUAAAUUUCCAGAAGAGGAAUCCAAUGGUCCACCAAAUUCGUCGGGAGUGACCGGAAACGAAACUUAG
This is a messenger RNA of Schistosoma mattheei, 2079 nucleotides long. NCBI's taxonomy places the organism in Eukaryota, Metazoa, Platyhelminthes, Trematoda, Strigeidida, Schistosomatidae. The record is from the annotation of a GenBank genome assembly.